AUGAAUGGACGAUUUCAACCAUCUCUCCGAUCUUCCUUCCUCUCCCGUCAAGCAUCGACAGCGUCGACAACUGCCGGGUCUACACCCAAUUCCCCUUCGGUAUAUUCGGGAGACGUAGCUACAGGACAUGAAGGAUCGAGUGGUCGUACAACCCAUUUUGGGUUUCGUCAAGUUCCAGAGGAGCAGAAAGAGGCUCUAGUUGGCGACGUAUUCAGUUCCGUCGCUUCUAGUUAUGAUCGAAUGAACGAUGCCAUGUCUCUCGGUAUACAUCGACUAUGGAAAGAUUCAUUCGUCUCUUCUCUCUUACCUCGACUCCCUCCUUCUUUCCAUGAUCCUGACAAUUCAGCAUCGGGCCCGCAAAAGAUCUUCAAAUGCCUUGAUGUGGCAGGUGGGACGGGCGAUAUAGCAUUGAGAAUAUUGGAUCGAGCGAGAGACAAGUUCGCUUGUAGGGAUGUAGAGGUGGAAGUGGUAGAUCUGAACGAGGGCAUGUUGAAUGAAGGGAGGAAAAGGGUAGCAAAGACCAUGUAUUAUAACACUCCUCAAAUUCGUUUCACUCAUGGAAACGCUCAAUCUCUACCUUCUCACAUAGCCAACAACUCCAUCGAUCUCUACACCAUCGCGUUUGGGAUACGGAAUUGUACUUCCUUACCCGCUGUUCUCAGUGAGGCUCAUAGGGUGUUGAAGCCUGGAGGUAAGAUCGGUGUGCUAGAAUUUGGAAAAGUCACCAAUCCUCUAUUCAAAGAGGUUUAUCGACAAUACUCAUUUUCCUUCAUCCCCAUACUGGGUAAGAUUAUCGCUGGCGAUGCGGAUUCUUACCAAUAUCUAAUUGAGUCCAUUGAGCGCUUUCCUUCUCAACCUGAAUUUGCAAAACUCAUGCAAGAAGCAGGCUUCAAGACUGGGCAAUUGAGGGAAGGUAAGGGAGGUGCAUGGACGGAUCAUACUGGCGGCAUAGCUACCGUUUGGACCGGCGUCAAGGCCUGA
Tremella mesenterica DSM 1558 is the source of this 981-nucleotide messenger RNA. RefSeq lists its product as uncharacterized. Gene Ontology annotation, biological process: ubiquinone biosynthetic process. The coding region runs from base 1 to 981 and encodes 326 amino acids. Gene Ontology annotation, molecular function: methyltransferase activity. The transcript is spliced from 5 exons. NCBI's taxonomy places the organism in Eukaryota, Fungi, Basidiomycota, Tremellomycetes, Tremellales, Tremellaceae. The record is from RefSeq and is a predicted model, not a curated record.